This is a messenger RNA of Rotaria sp. Silwood2, 4599 nucleotides long. The record is from the annotation of a GenBank genome assembly. NCBI's taxonomy places the organism in Eukaryota, Metazoa, Rotifera, Eurotatoria, Philodinida, Philodinidae.
AUGGAAUCUAAUAAUUAUGUAGAAGAGACAAAGAAACAACUACGUCAAAUCAAUGAUUAUGUUGUAUUCUACACUGAACUCGAAUCUUGCAUUGCAUUCAUUGAAUUGAUUCAUGAUGAAAAAAUCUUACUUAUCAUUUCGAUUUCGGAUUCAAUAAAAAUCUUACCUCAUAUUGAAGGUUUAUCUCAAAUUGACAGUAUCUUUGUCUUCAAUUGGGAAAAACUUGGUCAUGAACAUUUAGUUGUUAAACAUUCAAAACUAAUUGGCAUCCAUAAUGAUCUCGAUUUGUUGUGUUUUUCCAUCGAAGAACAAAUCGAUUUUCUUGAAAGACAUUUACAAACAUUUAGCUUCUUCGAUCAAGAUGAAUACUUGACAAAAGAUCUAUCAAAACAAACCGCUGAUCUUCUUUGGUUUCAACUUUAUCAUGAUAUUCUCUUUGAGUUAAUACACGAUGAAGAAGCUAAACAAGAAAUGAUCGAUGCAUGUCGUUCCUACUAUCGAGACAAUAUCAAAGAAUUAAACACGAUUAAGAAGUUUGAAAAUAAAUAUCGAUCAGAGGAAGCACUUCGAUGGUAUUUGAAAAAAUCAUUUCUCUCCAAAAUCAUUAAUAAAGCACUGAAAAUCAAAGAUUUCGAUCAGCUCUACACAUUUCGAUAUUUUAUGAAAGAUCUAACGGAAUGUCUCGUUAGAGAACAUCAAAAACUGAUUCAAUCUGGUAAAGAAAAAUUAAUUGUCUAUCGAGGAAUGAAGUUGCCACGAGAUCAAAUCGAAAAAUUGAAAGAAAGCGAAGGUCAAUUGUUUUCAAUCAAUGGUAUUUUCACAACAAGUAGUCUUCGUUCAACUGCAUUGAAUCAAAUGAUGACACAUUCGAAACAAACUAAUCUUUGUUCUGUUCUCUUAGAAAUUCAAUGCGAUAUGAAAGAUCUGAGCAACAAUGUCAUUAUUGCUGAUCUAUGUGAAGAAGAACAAGAAACUCUGUUCAAUUCAAAUAUCACUUUUCGAUUGGAGAGUAUGAGAAUGGAGGAAGAAAUUUGCUUGAUUCAAAUGACUGUUUCGAAUGAAGGUCAAAUUAUUAAAGAAAAAUACAUUAAAGACUCUCGUCGUCAAAUAAAAGAUCUCAGUAUUAAUAUUCUCUUUGGACGAUUGAUGUGUGAUAUGGGUCUAUGGAAUCAAUCACAACAUUUCUUAGAACGUUUAUUGAACAGCACGAAUAGCAAUAAUGAAGAUCUUGCAAAGAUUGAAUAUAGUCUUGGUGAUGUGCAUCAGUGGAAAGGAGAAUGGAAAGAAGCACGAAAAUAUUACGAUUGGGCUCAUGAUAGAAUAAAAAAUAUCAAACCACUACGGAUCCAAGAUUCCGUUUAUAUACUCUUUAAUAUUGGUGAGAUUCUCUAUCUAGAAGGAAAGCAUGGUGAAGCUCGUGAUUAUUAUGAAAGAGCAUUGACUAUUCUGAAAACAAAUUAUUCUUCUAUCACGGUCGAUACACCUUCUUCAUUAAAUCAUCAACUCAACGGUGUACUGAGUCGUGUUCCCUCAUCGUUCUUGCCGAUUUUAUCGAGUUUGGGUGGAUUCUUUCAAUCUUGCUUCAGAUGGUUUUGCGCUGGAAAAAUUCUCGAAAUUAUUUAUUGGUUCCGUCCAAAAUAUGCAGCAAACCGAAUCGAACUUGUUGACAAACAGUCAAGUCAAACUCAGCUACAAGAAAUAUGCCGACACAUACGAGAAGUAGAUUGGUUACAAACGAGAGAAGCUAAUGCAGAGGAUAAUUUGCUUAUUGCUACUAUUCUCCACAGUUUUGGCCAGAUCUUUGACCGACAAGAAAGACAUGAACAAGCACUUUGCUAUCAUCAACAAGCACUGACAAUGUUCGAGAAAUAUUAUCGAUUUCCUCAUAUCGAUAUUGCUGUUAGUCUUUACUAUGUUGGUGCAAUUUUUAAAUGUCAAAAAAAAUAUGAUCAAGCGCUUGAUUUCUAUCAACGAGCAAUGUCAAUCUAUAGUAGAUAUUAUCCAAAUGGUCAUGUAUACAUUGCUUUGACCCUCAGCGACAUCGGUCACAUUUUAUACCUUCAAGGUAAGCAUGAUAAAUCUCUAAAGAUUUUUGAACAAGUAUUACCAAUGCUACAAAAAUAUUAUCCAUCGGGUCAUAUCAAUACAGUUGGUAGUCUUUGCGGGAUAGGAAAUGUUCACUAUGGACAAGGAAAAUAUGAUAAAGCUCUAAUAUGUCAUGAACAAGUGUUGGAAAUUUUACAGAAAUAUUAUUUUUCGGGUCAUGACGACAUUAUUGGUACUCUAAACAAUAUUGGUUAUAUAAAAAGGGAGCAAGGAAACUAUGAUGAAGCUCUCGAUUUUCACCGACGAGCAUUGGAAAUGCAAGAGAAAUAUUACCCAUCUUAUUAUGCUAGCAUUGCUACCACUCUCAACAACAUUUCUAAUGUACUACUUUGUCAAUUAAAAUAUGAUGAAGCUCUAGGCUAUUGUCAACGAGCGUUAACGAUGCAAGACAGCUAUUAUCCUUCGGGUCAUGUUUCUAUGGCUUCGAGUCUCGGUAACAUUGGUAACAUUCUAUAUGAACAAGAAAAAUAUAAUGACGCUUUGGAUUUUCAUCAACGAGCACUCACUACUAUCGAAAAACAUACACCAUCUGAUUAUUCUUCUAUUGCUUUUUACAUGAACAACAUCGGAAUUAUAUUAUGCAAGCAAGAAAAGCAUGAUGAAGCUCUUGACUAUCAUCGACGAGCACUCGACAUGCAAGAAAAAUAUUGUUCAUCGAACCAAAGUGAUAUUGCUAACAAUUUCAAUUACAUUGGUAAUGUUCUUAUUGCACAGGAGAAAUACGAUGAAGCCUUGAAGUCAUAUCAACGUACACUUGAAAUACAAAAGAACUAUUAUCCAAACGAUCAUAUGAACAUGACGAUGACCCUAAAUAAUAUUGGCAAAACAUUUCAAAAACAACAAAAAAUCGAUGAAGCAAUUGAAUACUAUCAAAAAGCAUUAGAAAUUCAAAAUAAAUAUUAUCCAUCAGGUAGUAUCGUCAUAGCUAAUACCAUCAAUCGUAUCGGUCAUUUUCUGUACAAUGGACAGAAAUAUGAUGCAGCAAUUUACUAUUAUCGACGUGCACUUUCGAUGCAAGAAAAUCUCUAUCCUGAUGAUUAUAUUGAAAUUUCUCAUACUCUCAGCUUCAUUGGUAACACUCUAUAUGAACAAAAAAAGUACGAUGAAGCUCUUCAAGUUCAUCAUAAAGCAUUGGCUAUUCAACAAAAACAUCAUGAAUUUCCAUAUGUCGACAUUGCGAAUACUCUGAGUCGUAUUGGUGAUAUUCUAGAUUGGCAAAAAAAAUAUGAUGAAGCUAUUGAAUUCUAUCAAAGAGCAUUAACAGUUCGAGAGAAAUUCGAUGCAACUAAUCAUGUUGGUAUUGUUAAUUGUAUGAAAAAUAUUGCCAACAUCCUAACCGAUCAAGAAAAGUACAAAGAAGCAAUUGAGUUUCAACAAAGAGCAUUGAUAAUUCAAGAAGAAAAAUAUUCGUCUUGUCAUGAGGAAAUUGCAACAAGUCUGAUUCAUAUUGGUAACAUUCAUUUUGAUCAUAGAAAAUACAAUUUAGCCGUCGACCAUUAUAGACGAGCUUUAGUCAUUCUUGAAAAGUGUUAUCCAUCGGGUCAUGUUGAUAUUGGUAAGUGCCAGGCAUGUCUUGGUAUCACGCUAUAUAAGCAAGCAAAAUAUGAUGAAGCUUUCGAUUUCUGUCAACGAGCCAUAACAAUCUAUGAGCAAUAUUAUCCAUCUGGUCAUGUAAAUCUUGCAAAUUGUCAAGGUUCCAUUGGUAAUAUAUUGAGCGAUCAAGGAAAAUAUGAUGAAGCUCUUGAUUUUUAUCACCGAGCACUGACAUUUUACAAGAAAGAUCCAUUGAAUCAUUCGAAUACAAUUACUUGUCUGAACAAUAUAGCUAGGACUUUAAAAGAUCAAGGACAAUAUGAUGAGGCUGUCGAUUUUCAACAGCAAGCAUUGACAAUGCUUAAAAGUGACACACCUAAUGAUCAGUUCAAAAUCGCUAUCAAUCUCAAAGAAAUCGCUGUUACACUAUUUCAGCAAACAAAAUAUGAUGAAUCUCUCGACUUUUGUCAACAAGCAUUAAUCAUACUAGAAGAAUAUUGUCCCAAUGAUCAUAUUGAAAUUAGUAUUUGCCUAUCGUGGAUCGUUGCUAACCUGAAUAGAAUGUUCCAGUUCGAUCUUGCUAUUGAAUAUUUGGAACGAUGGUUAUUAAUUGAAGAGGCCAGUUUACCUUCAAAAGAUCUCUCUAUCACUAACGUAUUUACUUGGUUCUCACAGGUACAAAAACGUAGGGGCCAAUAUGAACUAGCUCUUAUAUAUGAACAGAAUUGUUUCUUAAUGCGUCUCAAAAUUUUACCGCCAGAUCAUGUACAUAUUGGCAAUAGUUUAUCCGCCAUGGGUGAGAUUUACGAAGAUCUUCAUAACUCUACGUUGGCACUUGAUUACUAUCAACAAGCAUUAGUUAUUUACAGAAAAUGUUUGCCCUCCUGGCACAGUAGUGUAUGGAGGACGCAAUUGAAUAUUGAACGGCUCUCGGAAGAACUUGGAAUAGAACUUGAUUGA